Molecule: messenger RNA, 1690 nt
Organism: Haliotis rufescens (red abalone)
Lineage: Eukaryota; Metazoa; Mollusca; Gastropoda; Lepetellida; Haliotidae
Exons: 4
Coding region: 1-1428 (475 amino acids)
Source: RefSeq, a predicted model, not a curated record
AUGUGGAUGGGUCUGUAUGACAAGAAACAAAGGGACCACGAUGGGGUAAAGUACCAGUGGCAGGACUGCAGGGCGCUCGGUUCCUUCAGACCGUGGUCAUCGUCAGAGCCUGAUGACAAGGAUACCGAUCACUGUGUGAGGCUGUCAACAUCCGGGACGUUCAAGACUAGUUCAUGCAGCGUACAGUAUCACACAGUAUGUCAGCAAGACGUGAAAUGCUGGUUUAAGAAACGUGAUGCAGAUGUCUCUAAAUACAUCAAAAUCACGACCAAUUUCACGCAGUCAAAAUGCAAGCGGGAUUGCCAGCUGCGAGAUGUGGAGGACAAUGCUUGUGUCGCUUUCAAGUAUUCUAGUGGUACAUGCCACAUCUAUCUACGAUCCCCUCCAGGACCGCCUCCUGUCACAUCACCUUAUCGAACAACAGUUUCAGUGAAACGAUGUCAUAGAGGUUACUUCAACUCCACCCAUCCUCCUGCAGCUGAAAACAAAGACGAAUUUGCAAUCGACGCUUGUGAUGCUGACACUACUACGUCAUCAUCGACAGCAACACCGCCCCCUUCCGUAGCAUCUACAACCGAAACAUCUGCACUCUCAAGCGGCACGACUACUGUCGUCUCAUCUAGUGCUUCUAUUUCAACUACGUUUCCCACUACGUCUGCGGCAAGUACUGUUCCUGUGACGACUGCUGUUAUUUCCCCAACUGCUCCAACAACAAUUGCUCCCACAACAACUACCACUUUCUUAACUGCUGCUACUGUCACUGUGGAUACUACCACUGCUGGGGUUACUACCGAUGUUGCUACUACUAUCAUUUCUGCUGCUACUACCACUGAAAGCGCUACCACCACUUCUGGCGCUUCAACCACUGCUAGCGCUACAACCACUGCUGGCGCUACCACCAUUUCUGCUGCUACUACCACUGCUAACGCUACUACCACCGCUAACGCUACCACCACUGCUGGCGCAACCGCCACUGCUGGCUUUACAACCACCCCUGAUGUUGUCACUGCCGUCGUUGCUGCAGGUGCUUCUACUACACCAACUACUACCACUGCUAUUGCUGCUACCACUACUAAUGCUACAACAGUGACCACGCCGACAACGUCACGAUCAAUAACAACACCUGGUGCUGACAACGUCGAUGUCAUUGAGCUCGUUCUGUCACCAAUGCAUCAUUGUCAUGUCACAGGUAUGUGUCAUGAAGUCUGCAUCAAAGUAAGAGGCCUGUAUACGCUGGACAUGAUGACCUUGUUGAAGCACCUUCUUCUUGAAAGAAAUGUAUUAUCUUCCUAUCGCAGAUCCAAAAUAUCAAUACCUGACUACCGACCCUCUGCCGUCAGUAUUGGUAUGGUGGGUAUAUGUAUUCUCGUAGGGUUUGUUGUGACUAUUGUUCUUAUGGACGUGGUCAAAUAUGCCUCAUGGACUUGACAUGUAUAUGCUAUGGAAAUUGUUGAAAGCACAAAUAUGUGAACAACCUCUUGUCAUCGCUAACCAUGUUAUACGCACUAUACAUGUCUGUACAUUCAUGUACCACGCACAUUGAUUAUGUGACUCCAAAUCAGUUACAUUAUUUACUUUGUUCAUCUUGUAAAUGCUAAGGAAAUUGUUGAAAACAUAAAUAUGUGAACAACCUCUUGUCAUCGCUAACCAUAUUAUACGCAAUAUAUAUGUCUGUACAUUCAUGUACCAU